GCGGGUAUCCUCAAGAAGGUCAGGAUCCAUAUUAUGGGGAACAUCGCGCUCCAUUACCCGCCACCCAACGUUUUUCUGAUAGAAGUUAUGAAAAUUAUGGACAAGCUCGGUCUUCUGUAACUUCUGAAACUUCUAUUGAUGCUACAAUUUCACGUAUGGCAAGUAUGAAGAUUGGUGACGAUCGUAGUGUACCAAUUCCAUCUCAAGGUUCAUUUACUCCACAAAGAGUAAGCUCUCCCCGUCCUCGUCCUAAUCAACAAAUGCAAGGUCCUCCUCGUCCUAACCAGCACAUGCAAGGUCCUCCUCCUCCUAACCAACCAAUGCAAAGUCCUCCCCCUACUCAGCAAAUGCAAGGUCCCGGUCGACAAAUGCAAGGUAGUCCUCCUCCUCCCAAUCAACAAAUGCAGAGUUAUCUUCCUCCCAAUCAACAACUGCAAGGUUAUCCUCCUCCCAAUCAACAAAUGCAAGGCUAUCCUCCUAAUCAACAAAUGCAAAGUCCUCCUCCUCCUAAUCAACAAAUGCAAGGUCCUCCUCCUCCUAAUCAACAAAUGCAAAGUCCUCCUCCUAAUCAACAAAUGCAAGAGCAAUAUUAUGGUCAUUAUCCUCCAGAUUCUGACCCUUCCAUCCAAACUCAUCAAAACUUUCCGAAUUAUUAUUAUAAUAAUAAUCAAUAUCAUCCUCAGGACUAUCCUCCUCCCAAAGACAGUCAGGAAUUUUAUCCUCGGGGUCAACCUUACGAUACUGCUUCCAUAUAUACUGAAGAUUCCGAAGGUUAUCCUCCCAGCGAACGAUAUCCUCCUGGCGAAGGAUAUCUUCCUAACGAUCGAUAUCCUCCGGGUGAACGAUAUCCUUCUAACAAUGGGUAUCCCCCUAGUGAUGGGUAUCCUCCUAGUGAAGGUUAUCCUCCCAGUGAAGGUUAUCCUCCUAGUGAUGAUUAUUAUGGUGGUAUGAAUCCUCAUCAAUAUUAUCAGGAUCAAUAUUAUGGUCCACAAGAUGAAUAUGGUUCUAGAGCUUAUUAUGGUCAACCAGCUCAACAACCUUAUAUGGAAAAUACAAAUAGAUAUUCUGGUCAAAGAAACUCUGGCCCACCUAAUAAUAUAGAAGAUAAAACUAAAUAUACACCCGAAGCAAUAGAUCAAUAUAGACAAAAAAUGAAAACGGUUACCGAUCCUGAUGCUUUAUAUGUUUUUGCUAAAUAUUUAAUUUCUGCUUCAAUUCAUGUUGAUGAUCCUGAUCCUAAAAAUACUAAAAAGAAAAAAGAAGCAUUACUUCAGGAAGGUGUCAAAUUAAUGAAACGUUUGGCCACACAAUCUAUGGGUCGUCCUUCACAUCCAGAUGCUCAAUUUUAUCUUGCAGAUUGUUAUGGUAAUGGUUCAUUGGGUUUACAAAGAGAUCUUGAGAAAGCUUUUAAUUUAUACGAACAAGCUUCAAAAUCACGUCAUCCUGCGGCUACUUAUAGAACGGCGGUAUGUUACGAAGUUGGUGGUGGAACAAAACGAGAUCCACAUAGAGCAGUUCAAUUUUAUCGUAAAGCAGCUGCAUUAGGUGACACUGCCGCUAUGUAUAAACUUGGAAUGAUCAUGUUAAAAGGACAAUUGGGUCAACAUGAUAACCCACGAGAAGCUCUUAAUUGGCUUAAGCGUGCUGCAGCUCAAGCAAAUGAAACAAAUCCACAUGCAUUACAUCAAUUAGGAUUAUUACACGCUAAACCAGAAAAUGAACCACCAAUAAUUCCUUCACUCAUCAGAAAUGAAGCACAUGCAUUUGAAGAAUUUAAACGUGCUGCGGAUCUAGGUUAUGCACCAUCUUGUUUUAAAUUAGGUGCUUGUUUUGAAUACGGACAGCUGGGUUGUCCUAUUGAUCCUCGACAAUCUAUUCGUUAUUAUUCACGUGCAGCCGAAAAAGGAGAUCCUAAUGCUGAAUUAGCAUUAUCUGGUUGGUAUUUGACAGGUUCAGAGGGUAUAUUAAAACAAUCUGAUACAGAGGCAUAUUUAUGGGCACGGAAGGCUGCAGAUAAAGGCCUUGCAAAAGCAGAAUAUGCCAUAGGUUAUUAUACGGAAUCAGGGAUUGGUGUAAGCCAAAAUCUUGAAGAAGCAAAACGUUGGUACAUGCGUGCUGCAGCACAAGGGAAUAAAAGAGCAAUGCAGCGUCUUACUGAACUAAAACAUGGUAAUAAACGAUCAGGCAAUACAAAACAUACACGAGCUCAGGCAAAUAAAGAAGACU
Messenger RNA from Racocetra persica, 2226 nucleotides. Lineage: Eukaryota; Fungi; Glomeromycota; Glomeromycetes; Diversisporales; Gigasporaceae. The record is from the annotation of a GenBank genome assembly.